This is a messenger RNA of Pseudomassariella vexata, 1215 nucleotides long. RefSeq names its product cyclin-domain-containing protein. The transcript has 2 exons. NCBI's taxonomy places the organism in Eukaryota, Fungi, Ascomycota, Sordariomycetes, Amphisphaeriales, Pseudomassariaceae. Gene Ontology annotation, molecular function: protein kinase binding; cyclin-dependent protein serine/threonine kinase regulator activity. The record is from RefSeq and is a predicted model, not a curated record. Gene Ontology annotation, cellular component: nucleus; cyclin-dependent protein kinase holoenzyme complex. The coding region runs from base 1 to 1215 and encodes 404 amino acids. Gene Ontology annotation, biological process: regulation of cyclin-dependent protein serine/threonine kinase activity.
AUGUUGACUUCGUCUCCCAUCGCAUCAAGGGCAACGGGCGCAUCCCCCGGGACUUUCCACUAUGCACCUAACAGGUCUCCUCAUCAGUCCCCCAGGGUUACGGCACCUUUGCCGCGCCGACACUCGAAGCAUGCCGUUCCGCAGUCGCCUUCGGCGGCAGCAGCCCCUCUGAAGUCGCCGUCACUGUCCGUGUCGCAACCGAAGCCGAAGCAGUAUGUGGGCGUCGAUGCCGCCACCCAGUACUCGCCCAUGGAACCUUUCGAUCCCACGGUGCCCCUCCGAGCCGUUCGGCCCUCCACAAUUGUGUCCAUCGACGAACCGCAUCCAGCACCCACCGUAGCAGCAUCAGCAUCGACAUCCGAUCCGGCGUCCACGUUCGCAGACCCGCCGCCUGAACCGAAUAUAUCUCCAAUUAGGCCUGAGCAUGUGAAGUCAGAAGCCAAUCCUCUAACGCCCCCGAAAAGGCGCAACUCACAAGACCUCGUCAGGACCACGGCUUCUUCAUCUGCCGUAUCCGCCGUGACACAAAGCCAAACCAGCUCACCGAAACGCGUCAAACCCUCUCAGGGUCCUCCCAAGGCAUUGCCUUUGAAAUACGAGUUUUGCGACGUGGAGGACAUGGUGGUGUUGAUCUCCAACAUGCUCGCCGAGCUCAUCGAGACCAACGACUCGAUAGCCAUGAAAAGUGGCCAUCUCACAAGAUUCCAUUCUAGAACUGCGCCAGGAAUCUCCGUUGUAGACUAUCUACACCGACUCGCGAAACAUGCCACUCUCACGCCCCCUCUCCUUCUAUCAAUGGUAUAUUAUAUCGACCGCCUGUGUGCAUUAUAUCCGGAUUUUUCCAUUAACACUCUGACCGUGCACCGUUUCUUAAUCACAGCGGCAACGGUCGCGGGGAAGGGGUUAUCCGAUUCGUUCUGGAACAAUACAUUUUAUGCUAGGGUGGGGGGAGUGAAGGUUGCGGAGCUGAAACUACUAGAACUCGAGUUCUUGUAUCGAGUGGAUUGGAAGAUUAUACCCAAUCCCGAGGUGCUGGUUGCGUACUAUAAAGGGCUGGUCGAUCGCUGCCCGGGAUACAGUUUGCCGGAAGAUGACGAGAUGGCUCCCAGUAUAGACGUAGGUGAAACUGACGAUUCUGAUGAUAUGGAUGACAUGGACGGCUGCGAGUCGGAACAGGACAACAUGAAUGAGGAGGCAGAUGCAACCGCAAGUUAG